AUGCCGCAGCGCAAUAAUGAAGCCGUCGCGCCCGUUCAACAGGCACAAACGCCUUGGGACGAUGGUAGCCUCUCCGAUGACGGCGACGGCGAACUCUGCACAGUGCUGGAAGACGCAUGGACGAUGCAAGCCAGAAAUCUUGGAAAAAGUCAGCCCACUGCAGCGACAUCGCGCUCGAGGCUACCUGUCGCCGUGUCGCCGCCCAGCGGCCAGGACCACCCCCACCCACGCGACAACGCGAGCGCCGACUUGUGCGAGACAAGGCAAACGCAGGAGCUCAGGGACGACUUCUUUGCCCUCUAUACAUCGCAGUCAGCUGCUGAGUCCCCAAAUGAUCGCCGUGGUCGCGGCGGUAUGACAGGCUCGGCCGCCAGCUUGUCUGCGGCAGCCGCCGACUCCAAUGAAGACGGCAGUAGUUCGUGUCUCAGCGACCAGGAAGAUGAAGGGACUGAUCGCGACAACGCUAUAAGCACGGACGUCGAGGUACGGGUGAGUCGAACCGAUGACCAUCACGCGCAGCAGUCGCAGUACGUGCCCGAGUGCGCCGAUUAUUUAGAGGAGGAAGACGGCAUCGCCGACUCGACCGAGUCGCCGCUGGUAUCAGAGCAGCCGGAGGAGGGAUUCAAGGCCGAGACUCAACAGCUGCCAAGCCACUCGGGCACCAUGCCCGCAAUAGAGGCGCCGCGGCAUCCGGAGUGUUGGCCCCACCCUCACCCGCCGCCCUUUUCCGCGCUUCCGCGUCCGUGUCAGACGCGCGUGACUUUCCACACGCAACGCUACGGUGCCUUUAUCAAAGCCUACCUUGGCCUCUCCGACGUGGAGGUGGAGCAGGCGCAGCGGCGCGGCCGGGGUAUUUGCAUGAUCGGAGUUCGCAAGGCGCCUCCAUCGAGCUCGCACCUCGUCUCGAGCGCAUCCUACAUUACCCCUUUCACCCUAACCUCGUCAUCAUCCGCGGCAGCGGUGGCGAACAGUGGCGCCUACCAGCCUGUGCACCACCGCCACUCGCACCACGGCUUUGGCGAGCCGGUGAAAGUGCAGCGAACUUUUCUGCGUCACUCUGUGCUGGCAGUGGAGGGAGAUGCCGUGUUCAGCGAGCUGAUUGAUCGGGCCGAGGUGCUGUACGCCACCGAGCAGCACAGACUCGACGCGGCGUGGAAGACAUACGCACACAACACCGGUGCUGCCGGAGAAGACACAGCGGCGGCACCUGGCGCACCAGCACAGUCUCCGCUAUACCCGCAGUUCCGCAAGCUGCCGCGAGUAGUGGAGCCGUACCUGCGCCCCAACGCUCGCUGCAUCGCUCUCCACUAUGGUCUCCCGGACCAGGCCAACUCUGAUAGUAGCCCAGGCAGCGCCGGGAGGGGGGCCACCACCGACAUGGCGGCCGCAAAGCAGGAAGGUGGCCAAGAGAAAGAGCGAAUGCCACGCAUGCAUCACACGCACAGUGGAGCAGGGCGUCUGAACCCCUACCCCCGCGCGUCGCUGAUGGCUGUUGUAUGUACUACGCGGCUGGGGGAGGGUGAGGAAAUUUACGUAUCCCUGGAGUCGUACUACCGCUGCCUUGAUGAGGUCUCCUGGUAUCGGCGCUGCUACAGUGAGCUGAACAAGAGAUACGCGUGCCCGGAUGGCAUUGGUACGCCGUGCACCGCUACUGCCGCUGAGGGCGACGGUGGUAGGACGGAGGCCACUGCUUGCCACGGUGACCUGAUGGGUAAUGUGUACACCGGUGUAAAGCGGUUCCCCGAGUGGCCGGCUGACCUGGCCUACUACCACGGCGUGGGAAGGCGGCAUGCAAGCAGCGUCGCGGAAGGGGCCUUUCCCUUCACACUGGUUUCCCUCGGCCCGGCGCCGGAGCUGGGGGACAAUCAGAAAGGCGUCGUCGCCUCCGCCUGGCUGCCCUAUGGCACAUGCCUCCUGUACUGCGGCCCCUCGGUCGCAGCGCGCAAGGUGGAGCGGCUCGUUAGCGAGCGAGCGCGGCGCGGUAGUAGCGCAGUCGACCCUAUCGCCGCCCAGAAUCAGACGCCGACCGAGCAGGAAGGGGAUGAGGAGGAUAUCUCUUUUGCUUCUGACGACACCUACGCACUGGGGCUUGGGCGCCAUGGCGUGUGCUUUGGCCAGGGCCUCACCCGCUACAUUAACCACCGCUACAACACAUCCCGCUUUGGCAACGUGGAGCUGUGCUCGGUGAUACUAUCUGUGCCUAGUGAGUUCGCCGGUGCACAUGAGACGGCGGUGGGGACGCCGGCAUCGACCGCGUCAACCCCUGCUGGUGGCACGGUGGGGCUGAGGAACGCGGGCGAGAAGCUUACCCUGAAGUCCACUGGCGCGAGCGCAACGUCGUCUCUGAUUACCGAGGAGCAGCGUGCGCAGGUGGCGCGUGCCGCGACGGCGAAGCGACCCUACCGUCGACGUCGCGCGCAGCGGGCCAAGAAGGAGACGGCAGCCUCUGUCGCGGAGGCCAACGGUGCUGUUGUCGUCCCUGCCCCUACGGUGGCCGACGGUCUCGCCGCGCUGUACGCGAAGCCCAGGCGACGCCCGCCGCGUCGCCGCGCGCCGUGCCUCUUCCUCGAGGAGCGCAGCCUCUUCGUCACUGUCCCCUUUUUUUUGGCCACCACCGACAUCCCGCCCGGCACGCCGCUGCUCGCCUGGACGUACGGCGAGGACUACGACGCUAAACUGGAGCGGCACGCAGUGGCCGACGGCUAUGUGGUACCCUACGCCGAUGCCGUGCUGCUCAACCGCCGCCUUGCAGCGACAGCCGCCAUCUCGGCAUCGUCACCAGCUACCGAUUGUCGGUUCCAGCGCUACGGCGGCGAUUACCGCUUUGCAGUCGGUGUAGGCGAUAUCGUAUGGCGCCGGCGGCCCGUGCGUCUUGGUGUGCUGCCCUCCUCGGCCAACUGUGCUGGCGGCCACGACAGCGCUGAUGUGUCUGUGCCACCCCCAGAGGAGGACCUCUUCGUUGUCGUACAAACGCUGCGGUCGAGUGUCGAGAGGGUCCUCCUGCGACCUCUGCAGCGCAUCCCACUCACAAAUCCGCAGCUCGGCAGGCUCUUAAGGGAGCAGCACCUAGACAACUACGUGUCCCCACACACCUCGAGUAACGCGCGACCGGGACUGCGGAAGGGGUGCCGACGAGUCGGUUGCCCGCCGUCAGCUAACUCGAAGCGACAACGAGCGGCGGCGCCGGCCUACGACUGGGCGGCGCACUGGGCAGUGUUUCGGCUGACAGACAUCAGCGCCUUGGCACCAGCACCCUUCACUGCGGCAUCGUCCAGCCUCACACCACACACCCUCGCCCGCUACGAGGAGGCACUGCGGACAUGCGUGGUGGCGACAAUCGAUUCAGUGGGGCUGUUGCUUAUGGACAUCGACUACAGCGCCGUGCACUGCACCCGAGACACCAGCGGCGAGGCAGCCGACACGGUAGCGGCGCAGCUGACCGCGCGCGACUUGCAGGGGUCGACGACUCGACCAUCAGCAGGUGGCAGGCGUAGCCUCAACGCGAAGCAAAGCUCCAGCCGCGGCGGUGAGGGCGAGACACACCGUCUUAUCCUCGUUAACCUCGAUGAUCUGCACCACGCCACGUCACUAGUGCGGAUGUCGCCAGGGCGGGCGGCAGCCGUGCCAGCGCUCUGCAACGGUCUGCUGUGGCCGCUCUACUGUAUGUCACCAAGGCCGCUCACUGCUGCGGCGGCGGCGUUAGGUGCAUCAGCCGACGUCCUUCGCACGCGCCCUGGCAGUUGCGUGUGA
This is a messenger RNA of Leishmania braziliensis MHOM/BR/75/M2904, 3750 nucleotides long. RefSeq lists its product as hypothetical. The transcript has a single exon. The coding region runs from base 1 to 3750 and encodes 1249 amino acids. The record is from RefSeq and is a predicted model, not a curated record. Lineage: Eukaryota; Euglenozoa; Kinetoplastea; Trypanosomatida; Trypanosomatidae.